Kazachstania africana CBS 2517 is the source of this 1137-nucleotide messenger RNA. It is a transcript of the gene ERG6, whose product is annotated as sterol 24-C-methyltransferase. Gene Ontology annotation, biological process: ergosterol biosynthetic process. The transcript has a single exon. The record is from RefSeq and is a predicted model, not a curated record. Gene Ontology annotation, cellular component: endoplasmic reticulum. Lineage: Eukaryota; Fungi; Ascomycota; Saccharomycetes; Saccharomycetales; Saccharomycetaceae. The coding region runs from base 1 to 1137 and encodes 378 amino acids. Gene Ontology annotation, molecular function: sterol 24-C-methyltransferase activity.
AUGACUGAAGAAAAUAAUCAGGAAUUGAGACGUAGACAAGCUGAGUUCUCCAAAAAAUUACACGGUGAAGAUUCCGCAACCAAGACUGGUUUAAAAGCUUUCCUAUCAAAGGAUAAAUCUGCUCAAAAGGAAGCUGUUUCCAAGUAUCUUAAACAUUGGGACGGUAAAGUCGACACUGAAGCUGAAAAUGCUCGUUUAGAAGAUUAUAAUGAAUCUACUCAUGCUUACUAUAACGUUGUCACAGAUUUUUACGAAUACGGUUGGGGUUCUUCCUUCCAUUUCUGUAGAUUUUCUAAAGGUGAAAAUUUCAAUGCUGCAAUGGCAAGACAUGAACAUUAUUUAGCUUAUAUGGCAGAUAUUAAGGCUAAUGAUUUGGUUCUUGACGUUGGCUGUGGUGUGGGUGGUCCAGCUAGAGAAAUCGUUAAAUUUACAGACUGUAACGUCAUUGGUUUGAAUAAUAACGACUAUCAAAUUGAAAAAGCUAAAUGGUACGCUAAAAAGACUGGUUUACAAGAUAAAAUGGACUUUGUUAAAGGUGAUUUCAUGAAUAUGGAUUUCGAUGAAAAUACUUUCGAUAAAGUUUAUGCCAUUGAAGCCACUUGUCAUGCUCCAGAUCUAGCUAAGUGCUACAGCGAAAUUUAUAAAGUUCUAAAACCAGGUGGUCGUUUCGCCGUUUAUGAAUGGGUUAUGACUGAAAAUUACGAUGAGAAUAACGAAGCUCACAGAAAAGUAGCUUAUGAAAUUGAAUUGGGUGAUGGUAUCCCAAAGAUGUUCAAAGUCGAAGUAGCAAAAGACGCACUUGUAAAAGCCGGUUUCAAUGUUCUUGUCGACAAGGACUUGGCUGAUAAUGACGACCCUGUACCAUGGUAUUAUCCAUUAACAGGUGAUUGGAAGUACGUCCAAUCUUUAGGUGAUUUGGCCACUUUCUUUAGAACCUCCUACCUUGGUAGAAAAUUCACUUCAUCAAUGGUUUCCUUAAUGGAAAAGAUCGGUGUUGCCCCUGAAGGCUCAUGCAAAGUCACCGAAGCUUUAGAACAAGCUGCUGUUGGCCUGGUUGCCGGUGGUAAAUCGAAAUUGUUCACCCCAAUGAUGUUAUUCGUUGCUGAAAAACCAUUGCAAACUGACACCGAUCAAUGA